CAUUUUGUUCUAGAAAGCUUAACAUUUUCUUCAUUCCAAUUUGCAACUACGAAAGAAAUCUCCGAGAAAAUAUGAAUCCACCGGAAAACAGUGACGAUCCCCAGCUCCCUACCAUCAAGAUUCGCCACCCUUCUCCACCCCACCACCCUUCCUCCACCGCUACUCCCACCGCCGGCGCUUGCCGCAAGAUCGGCGUGGGUGUCGACCUCUCCGAUGAGUCUGCUUUUGCCGUACGCUGGGCCGUCCAUAACUACAUCCGUCCUGGGGAUGCUGUCAUACUCCUCCAUGUCUCCCCUACCUCCGUCCUUUUCGGUGCCGAUUGGGGCCCCCUUCCGCAGCACUACUCCAACUCCUCUUCUGCCGAACAGCCUUCCCAGCAGCAGCUGGAAGAAGAUUUCGACGCCUUUACUGCAUCUAAGGUUGCUGAUCUCGCUAGACCCUUGAAAGAAGCUCAGAUUCCUUACAAGAUCCAUAUUGUUAAGGAUCAUGACAUGAGGGAAAGACUGUGCUUGGAGGUGGAGAGGCUAGGGUUAUGUGCUGUGAUCAUGGGGAGCAGAGGCUUUGGUGCUGAGAAGAAAGGGAGUGAUGGCCGGUUGGGGAGCGUUAGUGACUAUUGCGUUCAUCACUGCGUCUGCCCCGUUGUAGUUGUCAGGUACCCGGAUGACAAGGAAGGUAGCGGAGGAGAGCCCAUAGUCACUAUCAAGGAGGCAGAGGAGGAAGAUGUUGCUGUGAAGCCAGAGGGUCUCAAAGAUGAUUAAUGGUAGUUGGGGGCUGCUGCUUCAUCCCCCCUCAGCAACAGGUACACAUCUUGUUAUGAUACCAAGAGAAGGUUCCAAAGUAAACAAGGAUUAGCCGAUGCGACUAGAAAGUAGAAAUGCUAUCGUAUUUGAGAUGAACUGCAUUUUUUUUAAAAUCGAUUGUAGAUUUCCGUUUCACCUCCAUGUCACAUUCUGUCAUGUAUCAACUCACCAAGGAGGGAUAAUGUUACUCUAUGGUUGAGCAAGUGUUUGAUUUUCGUUGAUGAUACUGCAGUGUGGUAUAUUAAUAAUUCUCAAUAGCUUGCUUGUAGUUUCUAUUUUUAUGAGCCAUGGUGUUUGCUUGUGAAAAAAUUGAGCCAUUUUCA
Messenger RNA from Rubroshorea leprosula, 1123 nucleotides. NCBI's taxonomy places the organism in Eukaryota, Viridiplantae, Streptophyta, Magnoliopsida, Malvales, Dipterocarpaceae. The record is from the annotation of a GenBank genome assembly.